AUGAAGCGCAAGGCUGCAUUACAUCUGCCGCAUACCUCCAGACGCGCUCCCAGGCAGGACCCCGUGUCUUGCGACUCUUGUCGGCACAAGAAAAUUAAAUGCGAUCGUCAGCAGCCAUGCAGCAGUUGCUCCGCGCGCCGAUUGGCGUGCAUUUAUGGGAGACCAGAGGCCGCAAGGGUUCCCAACCCAUCACCGGCUGGCGCAAUGCGGACGCCUCCUGCGAGUAGCACAAGUGUGCCCCCGGGAGCCGAAAAUGCUUCUACCGGACCUACUGAUGCUCCAUUGCAGCCAAGUAAUCGGGAGUCGCUACUCACAGCGGACUGGCUAGAGAACAUCCACAUGGCUGACCGGGUGCCGACAGCAACCCCAAAAUGGUUUCGAGAUGAACUAGACGAUUCGGUAAGAGGGCACAACUUGAGCGUCAAUGAGAAGGCAGGGCCAGCAAGACCCCUGCUAUCAAUGCCAUACAUGAAUCGGUCCGCCAUCAACGAGAAUCCGGCGUCGAUCAACUUGAUUGACUUUAUCCCCGCAAAAUCGGAGGCUUUGGAUCUCUUUCAAUAUUAUCAUCGCUACGUCGACUAUCUCUACCAUAUACUUGUCCCUAAGCGCGUGGAGGACCAAAUAGAUGGGAUCUACUGUUGCAUCGAAAGGGGUGAGCCCGUAGACCUCAGCCACUUGGCGCUGCUUUUCGGCAUCCUAGCCAGCUCUCUAUGUCUGCAGCAAAGUGUGGUGGCAUCUUCUGAUGUAGGAGAUCGAAGCCGAGAGUUUGCCUUUCUUACUGGUGCCGCGUUGAUUCAGGGCCAUUACUCCCUGUCUCCGACGCUCGUGGGCUUGCAGGCCACCAUGGUAGUCAUGCAUAAUGUCUCCAACUGGAACAUUCCACCGUCUGUGAGCGGUCUCUUUGUGCACGAUCUGGAACUGAAGAGACGGAUAUGGUGGGAUCUGACGUCGUUUGACUGGCUACUGGGCUUCCUACCUGGUCCUCAAGAGUGGACGUAUCUUAUCCAGCCAUGCCACAUGAACGUGAACCAGCCAUUGAACAUAGAUGACAAUGCCAUGUACCACGACAUGGUAUCACUGCCAAGUUCCACACCAACAGACAUGUCCUUCUUCCUCCAACGUCUGAAACUAGCGUCUGUCAGCCGGGAGGUAGUUGAUGCAACAUCCUACGAGCACCUGCAUGGCUUGGAACCACAGUACGAAAAAGUUCUCGAGCUAGAUCGAAAGUUCCAUCAAGCUGUGGCGGAAAUCCCGGAUUUCUUCCGCCUGGAUCCAUCGUCCAGACGACGUUUCGCUUCACUCUACGAGGAGCGCCCGACCAUUGCCUGGCAAGGCUGUCUCCUGCAACAGGGCUUCUUCUCACGCCUGUGCCGCCUACAUCGUGACUUCUUCAUUAGAGGGGCCCGUGAACCAGCAUACUCAUAUUCUCACGUUAUUUGUCUACAAUCUGCCCGAAAGGUACUGGAGAUUAAGAGGAUCAUGGAUGGAAACGAACCAAACUAUACUCCGCCAAACUCUGUCGUCUGGUCAGUCAUGCAUCAUGUAUUCGCUGCCGCCGUGAUACUAUUACUGGACGUGUGCUUCAACUGGGACGAUAUACUAGCCGAGAAACGAAAAGAAGAAGUGCUAGAUGCCUGCCGCAUGCUGAGCAAGGCACAAGAGUCGUCUGCUCUGGUCAGGGAAGGAAUAAAUGCCAUGAUGGGUGUACUACAAAAGCAUUGGAGGACUGGAAAGUUGCAACGGAGUGACGAGAACCCCCCUGUUGUUCCACGUGGGAAUGACGCAGCGCGUUAUCAGCCGGGUCACACACAGGCUUACACCCAACCUCUCGGAACCGAAUUAAGCAAUGCCCCGCCACAUCCUCCAGCUAUCACUGGUGAAAAUAUUCCCCAAGAGAGACAAUUGGAGGACAUCUGGACCGAGAUGCUUGAGACAGGAAACGACCUAGCCCUGGACACUGCAGACUGGACGGAACUAUUGAAUGAGCUGACAGACCCAGAGCUAUCUCGGGGAUGA
Molecule: messenger RNA, 2016 nt
Organism: Aspergillus vadensis CBS 113365
Lineage: Eukaryota; Fungi; Ascomycota; Eurotiomycetes; Eurotiales; Aspergillaceae
Product: C6 zinc finger domain protein
Exons: 3
Coding region: 1-2016 (671 amino acids)
Biological process (GO): regulation of DNA-templated transcription
Molecular function (GO): DNA-binding transcription factor activity, RNA polymerase II-specific; zinc ion binding
Source: RefSeq, a predicted model, not a curated record